CGGUUGUGCAAGAACGUUACCUUUAAAACACUAUACAGUCAGCCGUUGAAGACGAGCCGCUCCAUGAUCAUAUAUUUUGAUUUUUAAGUUCGUGACUAAAAUCAACGAUGGAGGUAGAACAGUUUAACUACGACGCUCCCCAGUUCUUUGAUUUCCAGAACGAUGUCAUUCCCGAGAGCAUCGAUAAUUAUUUUGAUGUAGACCACGAGGUACUUAAAUCAAAGAGGGCCGCCAGUGUACCUUCCAAAACACCCGUUAAAAUUCGAAUGUCAGAAGUCGCUUCCCCAGAACAGGAGAAUAAAGAAAACUGCACUCCUCCUUCUCAUAGGGAACGAUCCUCCAGCGUCCCCCCUUCUGCAAAACAGAGUGCUUCAAGGCCUGCUCUGGGCGACAUUACUCUUUGGUCUGCCAAGAAGUCCCAAGUCACUUAUCUGGACAAUGGGCGGUCUGUCAUCGUGCAAAAGUACGAUGGAAUCCAGAUUAUGACUCCAAACAAAACUCAUCAAAUGGAAACCAGACUUGAUGUUGUUAUUAAAAGUCCAGGCCUCUCUCUGAGAAGCAGAAGUAUCACCAAACCAAUUGGAAAUAAUGGUGUUAGCGCUUCUUCCAAGGAAAAGACUGAAUCGGCUGAGCCAAGUGCUGUUGAACAAGAAAUGAAUGUUGAUGAAGAAAACGAAUCAGCUCCUGAAGAAAGAGCCGAAAAUGAAGUGCCCAAGCAAGCUGCUGUGAUACCCAGAGGCCGGUCGGUCGUUUUACUGCCUCCCAAAGUCUCCUUCAACCCCUCAGUCGCACCUGAAGCUGCCAAAGUCCAGCAACCCAAACCUGUCAGAAUUCGUCACAAUGCACCUGUUGUUGCCCAACACAGUUUUAUACCAAAACCUGCGGCAAAGCCUGAAGAGAAAGGUUCCAGGUUCCAAGCCACAGCUGAGUUGGUGCGGAAAUUCCACAGGGCCACGCCUGAUCGCUUCCAUUCAGUGCCGUUAAAUAAGAAGCCCCAGCCUAAGAAGCCACACAGUCCUCUGGUCGCCAAGCCGAACACAAUUCCAAAAUCACCAUUCCUUACGUCAAAGACUCGAGUUCGAAACGAACACAUUCCCUCACACGCUGACAAAGAAGAGGCGGAGUUGGAGGAGAUUAAAAAGAACCAGAUCAAAGCCAAGCCUGUGCCUCGUCAAGUUUUAUUGCCGCCAGUGCAGAGAGACCUAGCUGUUGCCAAAAUUCCAGCCACCAAGCCAUCACCAUUCAAACUCUCAGAGGGCAAGCGUAAAAUGCCAACACCAGAGCCAGUCUUUCGGUUCAAGGCAAACCCAGUUCCACGCAGAAUGCUGCAAUCACCACAGGGCAUCCCUGAGAAGAAGAAUUUGCCUCUUACGGAACCCCACACUCCUGCCUUAGCGUUGAACGCCAAGUACCCCAAAAAGCCCAAAUUGGAUGGCAUUGACUUGAAAAAAAUCGGGCACAGCGGCGUGCCCAUUGUCAAGCAGAUGACUCCUCACAAGCUUACCCAGGUGCAGCCAUUCAGUUUCGAGGAGAGAAGCAAGGAAAUCCUUCAGAAGCGUCAGGAACUUUUGCAUAAGCAAAUUGAGGAGGAAAAGCAGGCCCGCGAAUUCAAGGCUGGAAAGAAGCCGACUUUCAGGCAGAUCCCGACUCUGCCAGAGAAGAAGACGCUGCCACCAACUGUCCCUCACACCCCCAAGCUCUCAACCUACACUUUUGGCGCCAAGCAGCAGCAGAAGUUCUAUGAAAAGUUGGCCGAGGAACAGCAAAAGCUGCAGGAAGCCGCCCAGUUCAAGGCUAAGCCAGCCAUUGUAACCCAGAUUGAUCCGUUCCACCCGUUGCUGCCGCAUAGGAUCAUCACGGACGUUGCUCCCGUGGCAGCUUUGACGCUGAAUACUGAGAAGAGGGCCGUGGAGAGGGCCAAGUUUGAUGAAAUCAUUCGUGCGCAUGACCGCGACAAGGAGGAACAUAGACGCCUGUUGGAGCUGAUGAAAGAAGAGGAAGCGCGCAAGGAAGAAAUGAAGAUGCGCAAGGAGGCUGAAUUCCAUGCUCACCCUGUCCGCAAAGGAACCCCGAUGAAAAUCAAGCCGUCCGAGAGACCCUUGACUGAGCCUCGCAGCCCAAAUUUCAAGGUGGACGAGAGGCUCUCCAAACACUAAGAAACUUGUAGCUCUGUAUGCUGAUACCAUUUUUGUCUCACGCAAAAUUGAGUCUCAGACCACCGCCUGAUUUUGUAAAGUCUUCUCACCAAUCUUUUCUGUUUUUCACAAAAUAGAUUUAGCAUUGGAAUGA
Molecule: messenger RNA, 2289 nt
Organism: Cloeon dipterum
Lineage: Eukaryota; Metazoa; Arthropoda; Insecta; Ephemeroptera; Baetidae
Product: targeting protein for Xklp2 homolog
Exons: 11
Coding region: 108-2156 (682 amino acids)
Biological process (GO): regulation of mitotic spindle organization; activation of protein kinase activity
Cellular component (GO): microtubule; spindle
Source: RefSeq, a predicted model, not a curated record